Molecule: messenger RNA, 1537 nt
Organism: Patella vulgata (common limpet)
Lineage: Eukaryota; Metazoa; Mollusca; Gastropoda; Patellidae
Product: spermatogenesis-associated serine-rich protein 2
Exons: 10
Coding region: 362-1537 (391 amino acids)
Cellular component (GO): cytoplasm
Molecular function (GO): protein binding
Source: RefSeq, a predicted model, not a curated record
UAAGUCCCUUUAAAAAAAAAAGAAGAAAAAAACCUGUUAAAUAUAAGGUGUGGCCGCCUGUUCCUUGUCGGCGGACGGCGAUAGACCUAAUUACCGGUGAAUAUUCUGGAAGGACGAGCAAAAAACUUUAAGCACUACAUUUUUUUAAAUAAUUACGAAUCUAAAAAUAUGUAACCAUCACAAAUCAACCGCCACGAAAGUGUUUAAAAACAACUCUGAAAUGUUACAUAACCGUGUACGUCCUUGGCCAUUAAAAAAGCGUUAUACCCAGGUCAGCAUAUCUUCGGUAAAUUCCGUGACUUUCCGUAGUAAACAGUGCGAAUCCAUUUCCGGUUUUGAGUCGACUUGAAGUAGUAACAGAAUGGCACGAAAAAACUUCAGAGCAGAUAAUUCUGCUAUAAUUCAUUUUGAUUCAAGAACAAAUACAGUGAUGGCUCAAUCUACAACCAGUCAUAACCAUGUUAAACAAAAGACCAAAGACCCAGUUAAAAAGAAUGUGAAUUCACAAGUAACUGCUGUUCGUGAAGUGGUACCAGGUCGAGCCUUUGAUGAGAUUGUUCUUGUUUUACAGUAUUAUGAUUAUAAUUCAGAGAAAGCCAUUCAAGCUUAUCUAGAAGAUGGUGCUAAGGAAGCUUUACAACAGUGGCACUUCAGUGGAACUAAGGCCCAGAAUAAAAAGAAGAGACCACGUAAAGGGAGAGCUGAAGAAGGAGGGGGCGGUACUUCUCCUGACCCCAAUUCCUCUCCAUCUGUUAACUCCAAUAAUAACAAUAUAGACAAACCACACAUGUUGAACGGGGACCACACAAAAGACAUAUCAGACCAGGCAAGGAUACCAGCCGCUAAUUACCGGGACCAACAACAAUCAUAUCCAGAGAAAUCACGUCCAUUGUCUCAUCCUAACAAUACGUCACUGGACAGGCGCGAUAAAGUUCAACUCAUCGGAAGUAAAUCGUCAGAGAUGAACCAAAGAGAUAAACAACAACGCAGUAACAACAACAACAGCUCACAAAAAAACUCAGGGAACAACUCUAGUAUAGCAGCAAGUCAGGAAGCUAGACACCAGAGAAUUAGAACUAUCAGUGAAUGCAGCUCAUCAAGUUUAACAUCAGGACCAGAACAUUUUACUAUUAAAAAAGCUGGGUUAGAGAGGUCAGUAAAAGAUUUACAGAGACAGCAGUCGUCGUUAGAAAGGUUACGGCGUACUUUUGAAGAAGAGGUGGACAAAGGCCCAAAGAAAAUAAAAUCUGUCUUUGAAGAAGUGAGAAAAGCUUUAUACGACCGAGAGCUUCAGAUGAUUAUAGAAUUCGAACAGAUGAAACUUGAGUCGAGGGAUUUAUUUAUAAUGAGGCAACAGAAAGCUAGUGAGUUAAAAACUAAAAUCGAUCGAGCAGACUGUAUGAACGAGAACGAACUUACAGAUUUACGAGCAGACGUUAAGCAUUUUGUAAGUGAGAGAAGAUUAGAUGAAGAUUUAGCCAAUACGACACGUUUUAUGUAUGAUACAGAUAAUAUUAUAGGGGUAUGUUUAUAUUAA